This is a messenger RNA of Zingiber officinale, 1350 nucleotides long. RefSeq names its product cell division cycle protein 48 homolog. Lineage: Eukaryota; Viridiplantae; Streptophyta; Magnoliopsida; Zingiberales; Zingiberaceae. Bases 1 to 1350 code for a protein of 449 amino acids. The record is from RefSeq and is a predicted model, not a curated record. Gene Ontology annotation, molecular function: cysteine-type endopeptidase inhibitor activity; ATP hydrolysis activity; ATP binding. The transcript is spliced from 7 exons.
AUGGAUGGAUGCAAGGAAGGAAGGAAGGAAGGAGAUCAGUUAACCUAUAUCGUCGCUCGCUUCACCGUCGACGAGCACAACAAGAAACAGACUGUGCUUCUGGAGUUUGCGCGUGUUGUGAAGGCGAGGGAGCAGGUUGUCGCUGGAACUCUGCAUCACUUGACGGUGGAGGCAGUUGAGGGAGGGGAGAAGAAGCUGUACGAGGCCAAAGUGUGGGUGAAGCCAUGGCUUAAUUUCAAACAGGUUGAAGAAUUCAAGAAUAUUGAGCUACUCAAACAAAUACUAAGAGGUGUAGGAGGACAUGAUGAUGGUGUUCAUAGUAGAGCAGAAGUUGAAGCUUAUUUUUUGGAAGCAUAUCGUCUUGUUAGAAAAGGCGAUCUUUUCCUUGUCAGGGGUGGGAUGAGGAGUGUUGAGUUUAAGGUUAUAGAAACUGAUCCUGCAAAGUACUGCAUUGUUGCUCCUGAUACAGAGAUUUUCUGUGAGGGGGAGCCGGUAAAAAGAGAAGACGAGGACAGGCUUGAUGAGGUAGGUUAUGAUGAUGUUGGAGGAGUUAGGAAACAAAUGGCUCAGAUAAGGGAGCUAGUAGAGCUUCCUCUAAGACAUCCUCAACUAUUUAAAUCUAUUGGUGUCAAGCCGCCAAAAGGUAUUUUGUUGUAUGGUCCACCUGGUUCAGGUAAGACAUUAAUAGCUAGAGGAGUCGCAAAUGAGACAGGAGCUUUAUUCUUUUGCAUCAAUGGUCUAGAGAUCAUGUCAAAGCUAGCCAAUGAGAGUGAGAGUAAUUUGAGGAAGGCUUUUAAGGAAGCAGAGAAAAAUGCACACUCAAUUAUCUUCAUUGAUGAGAUUGAUUCCAUUGCUUCUAAGAGAGAGAAAACUCAUGGGGAAGUUGAAAGGCGCAUAGUGUCUCAACUGUUGACACUGAUGGAUGGGUUGAAGUCUCGUGCUCAUGUAAUUGUCAUUGGGGCUACGAACAUGCCAAACACUAUCGAUCCAGCUCUUAGACGAUUCGGUAGGUUUGACAGAGAAAUUGACAUUGGUGUUCCUGAUGAGGUUGGCCGAUUGGAGGUUCUUCACAUCCAUACUAAGAACAUGAAGCUAUCUGAUGAUGUUGAUUUGGAAAGGAUUGCUAAGGAUACUCAUGGCUAUGUUGGGGUUGACCUUGCUGCUUUAUGCACUAAAGCUGCUCUCCAGUGUAUCCGUGAAAAGAUGGACAUAAUUGAUCUAGAAGAUGAAUCAAUUGAUGCUGAGAUUCUCAAUUCUAUGUCUGUUUCAAAUGAACACUUUAAGACUGCUUUGAGAUUUAGUAACCCAUCUGCCCUCCGUGAAACUAUAAGUCUUUGCCUUGGUUGUUAA